Messenger RNA from Stylonychia lemnae, 1509 nucleotides. The record is from the annotation of a GenBank genome assembly. NCBI's taxonomy places the organism in Eukaryota, Ciliophora, Spirotrichea, Sporadotrichida, Oxytrichidae.
AUGGAAAAAAUGAUAGAAAAACUGCAAUAUAAGAGGCACUGGACAGAGAUCUAAAUAAGAAUAAAAAUCACCUAUCAUUAGAUUCUGACAAUUCUAAAAGUAUUGAAUAAAUCAUUAUAGAAUUUAUAAUUUAUAGAAAGAUGGUAGAAACAACAAGAUAAAGUUUCAUCGAUAGAUAAUAUAGGAGAUGACAGACAAAAAAUUGUAGAUGAUUAAGAAUUGCCUGUGAAUCGUAGAAAUUAUGAUAAGAAAGAGUAACCAUAACAAGAUCCAAUCAAGCUUUGCGACGAUGCUCUUGAUCUAUUUCUCAGGGGAAGCUUUUAAAAAUUCACAAAAAUCAUAGACAGUCUGGAACAAAUCAAGAUCUCAAAUGUGCGAGAUAUUUUAAACUAGCAUGAUAAUUAAAUGAUCUAAACAGGCUAAGACAAUUUUAACGAGAAGUUUAGAAAUCAAAUGUCAGGUGGGGAUUUCCUUGGAGAUGAGGAGGAAGAAAAAUCAGAUGUUGAGAUAGAUAACCCAGUCUCGCACUUAUCAGCUCAUAUGUAGUACAAAAAUUUUCAGAGUCAAUUGUCCUCAGGAAAUAUGGAUAAUGAAAUGCAUCGUGAAAUGCUUAUUCAAAAGAGAAAUCUACUCAUGAAAAUUAGGUAAAAUGAUAAUGAGUAUAAGAAGUUUGAUUUUAAAAAUGAGGGUAAUGAUGGAGAACUGAUUUAAAAGAAAAUGAGGAAAGGCUAAGAAGAGAAAUAUGAGAAACGAGAGGAAAAAAGAUAAAAUAAAUAUGCUUAAAAGCAGCAGAGGAUUCUUAACAAAUGCUCAUAGUGCUAUUUUUAAGAGGGUAAAUUUGAAAGAUAAACAUUGAUAUCUGAGUCUGAUAAUGUUUAUGUCUCAACACCCAUAAGAACAUCUCCAGUAUAUCCUCAAGGUUAAGAUCACAUAUCUCAUGUGAUUAUUUCUCCUAAGUAGCAUUUCGUGAACUACUUAGAAGUAGAUGAGUAGGUAUAAGAUGAGUACAGAAAUUAUCAGAAAUCGAUAGCUUAAUAUUUCCUCGAAUAAUUUAAGAUGACUACUGUCUUUAUAGAAACAAGCAUUUAGUCUGAGCAUAACUUACCACAUGCCUAGAUUGAUUGUAUCGGAAUUCCUAGUGAUGUUGAAAUGGAAUUUGAUCUUGAAGUAUAUUUCAAAAAGUCACUAAUGGAUGAUGACAGUGAAUGGGGAAGUCAUAAAAAAAUCAUCGACACUAAAUAAAGUUAAGGUAAAAUAUGGAAAUGCCUCCCAAGUUCAGGAGUCUUUAACUAUGUCCAUAUUGAUUUUGGAGGAUAAGGUGGCUUUGCUCACAUUAUCGAUGAUGCUAGGAAAUAUAAUCAUCUAAAGGCUCUUGAAGUUGUAGCUGGUGCAAUUGGUCAUGAUCUGGUUAAUCUUUCUAUCCCUCUCAGAUUAGAUAAAGCUCAAUAAUAUGCGAGAGACAUUAAGAAUAAAUUUUCAAAGUUUGAUUGGACAAAAGAAAGAAGAUGA